UUCACUUUGAGCUCUCUCAUCCCUCCUGCACAUCACAUUCCUCUUUCUGCUUUCUCGUAUCUUGUCCAGCUCCAUCUAAUAAUCUCACAAUGGCCUUGUGGAUUCAGUGUCUCCCUCUGGCAAUCCUGCUCAGUGUGUUGGUACCAAACACCAAUGCUUUUGCCACUCAGCACCUGUGUGGAUCCCACCUUGUAGAUGCCCUGUACAUGGUAUGUGGGGAGAAAGGUUUCUUCUACUAUCCAAAGAGCAGACGAGACCUUGAAGAACCCUCGGUGAAUGGACUCCAGGACAACAAUCUGGACGGGCUGAAGGAGUUCCAGAAGAGAGGCAUCGUAGAACAGUGCUGCCAAAGCACCUGCUCUCUGUACACUCUGGAGAGUUACUGUAACCAAUAGGACCAUGCGAGAUCCCAGGACACUUUCAUACCGCACCUCGCUCGCAAAUAGAAAAUGUGAAAAUAACACGAUGGCAGGACAUGGCUUACCUAAGGACACUCCAAUUAAAUAAAAUAUAAGCACACUUGUCUAUAUAUAUAUGUGAGUGUGUGAACUAUCCACCUUCCUCAUUCUAAUACUUUAAUGAAACAGCUAUAAGCCACAUGUAUACACAGUGGAAUGACUCGAUUUCAGCGAAUGAUGUCAAUAUGUCCCGAGACGGGCUUUGCUUCUUGUCGUAUUUCAUUUUCUUAAACCGCGCUACCCAUAGGGGAUUGCGCCUUUAUAGAGAUACAGCAGAUUGAUAUCUCUUUAAUUGUUUGACAGUUAGGUAAUGUUAACUCAGCGAUGUUACUGAAUGCAUUACAGGUGACUACGAAUUUAAAAAAAAAGUUCUCUGCUUUUUUUUUUGUUAAAAAGAAAAAUGAUAGAGUGGGUUCAUAUGAGGGUAUCAGAUCAAAACUCCUGGGACUAUUCCUAAAGAAAGAGGUGCCAAUGAAAAAACCCUGUGAAAGGGGGCCUUGUGAGAAGUGUUUGUUAUUUUAAUCCCAUUAUUCUACAGACAGAGGAGGGAGAAAUGGCCAUGAUGUUAUGAAACGCUUUCUUUUGCAAUGUAAGUGUCCUGUACCAAUGCAUACACUCUGCUCAAUCUGAAUGCGAAUAAAUUCAUGCUAAAGA
This is a messenger RNA of Pelobates fuscus (common spadefoot toad), 1112 nucleotides long. RefSeq names its product insulin (gene INS). The record is from RefSeq and is a predicted model, not a curated record. The transcript has 3 exons. The coding region runs from base 90 to 395 and encodes 101 amino acids. Gene Ontology annotation, cellular component: extracellular region. Lineage: Eukaryota; Metazoa; Chordata; Amphibia; Anura; Pelobatidae. Gene Ontology annotation, molecular function: hormone activity.